Penicillium cinerascens is the source of this 726-nucleotide messenger RNA. Its product is annotated as sulfurtransferase. The transcript has a single exon. The record is from RefSeq and is a predicted model, not a curated record. Lineage: Eukaryota; Fungi; Ascomycota; Eurotiomycetes; Eurotiales; Aspergillaceae. Gene Ontology annotation, cellular component: mitochondrion. Bases 1 to 726 code for a protein of 241 amino acids. Gene Ontology annotation, molecular function: thiosulfate-cyanide sulfurtransferase activity. Gene Ontology annotation, biological process: transsulfuration.
AUGGACUUGGUCAGAGACACUACAUCCCCAUACCCAAUGAUGCUUCCCACAUCGACUCAGUUUGCCAACUAUCUGACGGAGCUUGAGAUACGACCUGACGAUGUUAUUGUCGUCUAUGACACUUUCGAAAUCGGACUCCAUUCCUCCCCGCGAGUUGCGUGGACAUGCCGCCAUUUUGGGCACAAUGCAGUUCACGUACUGGAUAACUUCUCGCGCUAUGUGCAAGAAGGUUUUCCUGUCUCAGCGGGAAACCUGUCGAUACCUUCAAGCUUCGCCCCCCGAGUGGAUUAUCCAGAGCAAAAACCACUAGGCUUGGAUGUGAUUUCCUUCGAAGAAUUGCGUGAUAGUAUCAUGUCUCAUGAUCUCGAGCAGAAAUACCAGAUUAUCGAUGCUAGACCCAGCGAUCGAUUCUCUGGCUCAAAUGACGGUUCGGGCGCCUCUCUGCCAUCGGGCCAUAUGCCGUCCGCCAUCAACGUCCCCUUUUCUUCGAUUUUGGGUUCAGAUAAAACUUUACUGCCACCGACGGAUCUCAAAGCAGUGUUCACAAAAGCUGGUGUGAAGGAGAAUAUUCCGACCGUCCUAACUUGUAAUUCUGGUGUCACUGCUGCGGCGCUUGAUUUGGCGUUGAGCACAAGCGGCCUACAAAUCAAACCCAGGCUUUACGACGGAAGUUGGAGUGAGUGGGCAAAGAGGGCGGGUGAUCAUGGCAUGAUCGUCACUGAUUGA